Molecule: messenger RNA, 1660 nt
Organism: Gekko japonicus
Lineage: Eukaryota; Metazoa; Chordata; Lepidosauria; Squamata; Gekkonidae
Product: chromosome unknown open reading frame, human C10orf88
Exons: 6
Coding region: 126-1496 (456 amino acids)
Source: RefSeq, a predicted model, not a curated record
UCCGGCGAAGAAUACGUGUCCCUUCAGUUUGGUUCCACCGCUGAGGAUCCCAUGCCCUGGUUGCCGGAGCUUGGCCAAGGUCGGUGCCCGCUUGACGACAACGACGAGGGACCGCCGUUGCUACCAUGGCAAACAGUGGCAGCCUGACGGCGACUCCUUCACCCGAAGACGCGCCCGACACUGACGACUCCACCACUCGCGACCCCAGAAUCUCAGCCUCCUCCUCUUGGGAAUGUCGCGCGGGCCUGCCUAGCGUCUUGCGUGUUGUCUCGGAGGAGAAAGUCGGAGCUGCUGAGGAGCUUUUGGGCCCUCCGCAGAACGGUGAGAAUGUUGUGGUUCUGGAAGGAUGUUUAAAUAAUGAAAACAUAGCUCCAUGUUUUCUCUACUUGCAUUGUGAUCCCCAUGGUUCUGAAGAAAUUAUGAGUCUUGGCAUUAUUAGCGAAGCACGGAACAUGGAAUUAUAUAUAGGAGAAGAAUAUUGUGGAACUGGUAGAGGAGAAAAAGUCCUUGCUAUCCAAAAUGGCAGAAAAAAUGACCAGGUUACAUUAUACAAAAAAUAUCUAAAAUUGGACUGCCCCACAACCUCUUGUAAAGUUAAGCUACUUUCCAUCAAAGAAAAAAACAGAGUGCUCAUCAGCAGAAUCUUAGUGCAAGUUUCUAUGAAACCCAUGCCAAACUUUUCUGCAUUAGGAUCAGGGAUUGACUUGGACAGAGUGCAAGCUAUAAUGGAGUCUAUGGGAUCAAAAUUGUCACCUGGUGCUCAGCAGCUCCUGGAUAUGGUUCACUUUCAACAAAAGAAUGGUCUCUCUGUUGGAAACAAGUUACAAAAUAUCUUUGGGAGAACAGGAUCUGUGUUUAGAAACAAUCAUGCUGUUGCUGGAUUGCAAAAGGCAUCUGAUCUUGGAAGACUAAACCACUUGCUGAAUGGUCCCUCUUCUCUUAAACCUGGUUCAACAGCUGGAAAAAUUCCAGGGGAUUUAAAAACCUACAUAGACAAACAAACACCUAGCACUGAUAAUGUUUUUCAGCCUCCAUUGGUUCUCACACCACAGCAUAAUACCAUACUUUCUCAAAAUGACUUUAAAGGCUUGGUGUCAUCAUUUUUACAAGAGCAAACAAAUGAAAACUCAAAUACACCGAGUUCUACAUUUCUGCUUCCAUUUCUUCAAACUGUAUGUGGUCAAGUAAAUCGCUUGCGAACAGAUGAAAAGAAUGAACACUAUGAGAACAAGUCUGCAUCUAUGUCUGAAGAUGACACAGCUCAAACUGUUCGAGUGGAACAACAGCCUAUUUGCCUCUACCUAGAAAAAAUAAUCUCCAGACAUAUGGAAAUGAUGGAGAAGAGAUUAACAGACUAUAUUGAUAUGCGUGUGCAGAAACUUCAAGAACACCUUGAUUCUAAAGUGGCUGCAAUAAUGGGUUUGAUUCAGAAUUCCAAAAAUGUUGCACAAGAUCAUGAUCCUACAAAAGAAGGAAACUCUAGUGGGAAUAUAUAGGCGGUCUUUGAAAGAUCUUAAUGUAAUUUCCAAUGUCAAGUAUUUAUUUUGCUAGCCUUUCAAAACUUCAUGGUUGUGAGCUUGCAAAUAUUUAAAGCCUCAGUGUUUGUACUUGUUUUUGCAUUUCCCCCCCAGUAUUGUAUGCUAAUGUUUGUAUACCUGUA